AUGAGUGACACCGAAAACCUUACAUUUAAAAAAUCCGGUAAAAAGCUGAGUAAACGAUUACGAAAUCCCAGAGGUCCCUGUUUUUUGGCCAGUGGUUUCUAUCUGUUUUGGCUGCUCCUCUUCCUGGCAGUCGUUGUGCCACUGUUCCAUCGUGUUCCCGGUCCCAAAUCCAUUGAGGAUGCCUCCAAGGGAGUCUUUAUUGCCCAACGGGCAAUGGACAAUCUGUACAAUCUUGUGAAAAUCGGACCCAAAGUAGUUGGCAGCGAAAAUAACGAGAUUAAAACGGUGCAGUUUCUGCUGAAAGAAUUGGCUCUUAUCGAGGAGAAUGUAUUGGACGACCUGUUCGACAUUGAAGUAGAUCUGCAGGAGGUCUCAGGAUCGUACAUUCAUUGGACAAUGGUGAACAAGUAUCAGGGAGUGCAAAAUAUUGUUAUAAAACUGAGUCCCAAGAACUGCACCAGUGAAACCUACCUGUUAGUCAAUAGCCAUUUUGAUUCCAAGCCAACGAGUCCUUCUGCCGGCGACGCAGGUCAAAUGGUGGCCAUCAUCUUGGAGGUUCUACGUGUGGUGUCCACCACCAGACAAACGUUCAUGCACCCAAUUAUCUUCCUGCUGAACGGCGCCGAGGAGAAUCCUCUACAAGCCUCACACGGCUUCAUAACCCAACACAAAUGGGCUCCAUUUUGCAAGGUUUUUCUCAAUCUGGAAGGAUGUGCCGGCGGAGGUCGCGAAUUACUCUUUCAAACUGGACCCAACCAUCCCUGGCUAGUAGACUACUACAAGAAACACGCCAAACAUCCAUUCGCCACAACCGUGGGCGAGGAAAUCUUCCAAACCGGAUCCAUGCCCUCUGACACGGAUUUUGGUAUUUUGACUAAAUAUGGAAACCUCAUUGGUUUGGAUAUGGCCCAGAACAUCAACGGCUAUACCUAUCACACGAAGUACGAUACCUAUGACAUUAUCCCAUCUGAUUCUGUUCAGAGUAUGGGUGAAAAUGUACUCAGUUUAGUUCGAGCCCUAUCCAAUGCCACUGAACUACGAAACACUGCGGACUACGAACAAGGACCAUCUAUAUUUUUUGACGUUUUGGGAUUGCAUUUCAUUAACUACACUAACAAAACUGGCAUUAUUCUAAACUUCUCUGUGGCCAUAGCGGCCAUACUGCUAAUCUACUUAUCCCUCGGUCGCAUGGCAAACCAUUCCGAAGUUUCUACCGGCUUUAUGUUGUCCUGGUUCGGUCUGAUUUUAAUCGUACAAAUCAUCGCCGUUGUCCUUGGCCUGGGACUACCCAUAUGGAUUGCAAAUUAUUUCGAUAGUCAGGGUCUGAGCCUUACCUACUUUAGUACAAAGGAGUUGAUGUUCGGAUUGUAUGUGUGUCCAACUCUGUUUGGCCUGCUUUUGCCGCCCUUCAUAUUUUUGGGACUUCCACGGCACAGCAAAACGCGCUUUCACCAACAACUACAUAUGGUUUGUCAUGCUCACGCCAUCAUAUUAGCGGCCCUGGUAAUCGGAUUGACUUUGUAUGGUCUUCGGAGCACCUAUGUGAUUACCUGGACUCUCCUGUUAUACGUAAUUGCCCUGGCCAUCAACCUGAUAACCCCUCUGCAUGAUCAGGGAAUUUCGUGGACAGGAGCAGUGGUCAUCUCUCAACUUUUUGCAUUUUUGUACAACAGCUAUCUGAUGUAUACUCUUGUGCAGACGAUGAUUGCUAUGAUGGGACGCUUUGGCAGGUCCACGAAUCCGGACUUACUUAUGUCUGCCAUUAACGCAUUGGGAACUAUUCUGGCAAUGGGCUUCUUGGUUCCCAUUGUUAUUAUAUUCCGUCGACCUGGGUAUAUCUUAAUCACUCUGUUGACAGUGUUUGGUCUAAGUGUUUUGACAGCCCUGUACACCCCUCUUGGAUUUCCCUAUCGGCCAAGGACCAACGUUGAAAGAGUGCCCUAUCUGCAUGUGCGACGUACCUUCUACGAAUAUGAUGGGAAUGUUAGCAAAGAAGACUCCGGCUACCUGUUUAAUUUCCAGGAUCGUCGUGGACCGGCUCCUUUGGAAGGAACCAAUGUGAACCUAACUGGAUUAAUUGGCAUCGCAUCGGAGUGUGAGAAGCAUAUGAUGUGUGGACAACCACUUUACGAUCACCGAUGGGUGAAGAAUCGUUUGAACGCCAUGUGGCUGCCGCGUGAGGAACUGAUAGAUCCUCCUUAUGUGCCCAAUGUAAAGCUAAUAAGCAAAAUUAUACUGGCCGAUAAGACAACGGUCCGAUUCAAGUUCACGAUUAAUACAACGGAUCACACCAGUCUGUUUAUCCAACCAUUUGAGGACGUUAACAUUACCAACUGGACGUUUCCACCUGAAUACCUUGGACAGCAAAGCACCUAUCAUGUUUACUUCUCAUAUGGCAAGGACAGCUCGCCAUUAUCCUUUUUUAUAGAACUCUCGAAAUCCAAUGGCGACUUCAAAGUUCCCCUCUUCCAGUUGGGCGUGUGCGCCCACUUUAUUGGCAACAAGGGCGAUGAAUUGAGCCAGAACUUUGCCAAAUCUUUUCCGGACUAUGCCGUGCUGAUCGAGUGGCCGACCUCAUAUCAACGAUUCAUUUUCUAAAAAUCAAACAGUCUUAUAUAUGAGUUGGGAUCUGGAAAACAGCCCUCUCAUGCUAGUCCUAC
Drosophila takahashii is the source of this 2660-nucleotide messenger RNA. Its product is annotated as endoplasmic reticulum metallopeptidase 1-like. Gene Ontology annotation, molecular function: metalloexopeptidase activity. Gene Ontology annotation, biological process: proteolysis. The record is from RefSeq and is a predicted model, not a curated record. Lineage: Eukaryota; Metazoa; Arthropoda; Insecta; Diptera; Drosophilidae.